CGUCAAGGGAAAAGGGACUUUAAAUGACUCGGCCAUUUGCUUUUGUUCCUGGAACCCUUCCGACCAACCUUUCAACGACCGGGACUGAGCUCUCGGUAUUAUUUCAGUAAAUGCGCCCUACCAGCAUUACAAGAUGACACUUGGAAGCACAUCUACUCCCUUUGGGCGGCCAAGCGAUCUGAGCUGCGACGACGCACAGUCGAACUCGCUUUUCCAGGGACUGAGACAGACACCAUACCAUUCCUGGCGGGAGCCCACAACUGUCUUUAUCCCCGAGCCCAAGUGCCUAUUUAUUUCCAACGAUUGUAAAAUCUGCUACGACGUCCAGUGGAAAUUUGAUUUGACCACGUCCGGGCGCCUCAAGUCUGCAUGCAGUGCGCCAGGUGUGAGGUGUAUCGAUUACGGAACAUGGAACGAAACGCAUUGGAUGGCGAGGGUUUGGCCUGCGGGGAAAAGAAUACGAUGCGGAAUACAACAGGAAAAAAAUGUUUUGUGUCUGCUAGAGGAAGAGAGUUUAGUGGUUCAACGGCGGAAUGAUGUUAUGAUGAGAGAUGUGCAGGGUGCUGACUCUAGUAGACAAAAGAAUGAGUCGAUUGCUGAAGCGAUGAAGAUUACAGUGUACGUUGUCAUUUCCGUAUUCCUUUUACUGUGUGGAUGUCUCCUACUGCAUCGACGCUGCUGUCUCCGUCGCAACCGCAACCGCUUCAUUAUCGACGAAGAAACAAGUAACGAUGAUCUAGAUACUCCACCCGCAACCAUCCAACUCCAACCCCCAUCAACACCAUUUGAUCCCAUUCCAGGAACAUUACCCCCACCUCCACCCGCUUAUACUGAGAACUUGGUCCUUCCACCACUUGCACCACCUGCAUAUGAACCGAAACCAGAGUCGGAAGAUACUGAAGGAGAAGAACUGGCAACUGUUGUAGAAGGCGAGGAUGAUGAUUUGGGGACACCUACCUCUAGUGUUUGCAUCCCGCUUGGAGAGACGAUAGAGAUACAGCCAGCCGAGGAAGCAAAUGACUCUGAAACACCAUCACAAAUGGGUUCUGCACGACAAGCACAAUCCAGAGAUAUAGAACCACCACACCAAGAACGAGAUCACAGAAAUCUUGCAAGCAUCCCACCACAAUUGCAACCCACGGAACAUGAAAGUGAGCACCUCGACAUACCCUCACCAUCCGAUACCAUUUCCUCCACCCCACGAUCGCCCAAUGAUCGUGAAACCCUUCACUCUGGUCAUGAAACAGCGCCAGAAAGUCCUGCUUCUCCAUAGGGUUGAUAGAUGUUUUCCGUUUUUUACCAUCACACUGGACAUUUCAAACUGUUGCAGCAUAAUACCUGGGUUUUGCAUAUUCAUUUGUUUAUUGUAUAUGUACGUUAUAUGUAUUUUAUCCGUCUUUGAUGACAGAGUGGAGGGUCUUGGGUAUUUUACCUUUUUUUAAUUGAGACUUGUCAUUCAUCCGCCUCAUUUUUGACAAAACGUAUGUAGAUAUCUACCAUUUCCUCAUGGGAUGAGUUUGUUUGCAUGCGUGUAAGUUAUUCACAUUGUAUUGAAUAAAAAUAAUAAACAAAGCCCUGUCCCUCC
This is a messenger RNA of Spizellomyces punctatus DAOM BR117, 1585 nucleotides long. RefSeq lists its product as uncharacterized. The record is from RefSeq and is a predicted model, not a curated record. Lineage: Eukaryota; Fungi; Chytridiomycota; Chytridiomycetes; Spizellomycetales; Spizellomycetaceae. The transcript has 2 exons. Bases 134 to 1273 code for a protein of 379 amino acids.